GAUGGUGAUGUUCCUCUGGAGAUAGCUGCCCAGCAUGGGACAUACUGAGACAGUUCAGAGACUGUUGGAGGCAGGAGCCAACGUCAACCACCAGAACAAGGAAGGAAGCACAGCCUUGCUCUAUGCAGGAUGGAAAGGUCACUCAGAGGUGGUGAAACUACUGCUAGGAGCUGGGGCCAGAGACAUUCCUAAUAAGUUUGGAAACACUGCUCUGAGUAUGGCCAGAGCCAACAACCACAAUGAUGUGGUACAGUAUCUACUGCAACACCAGCCAAAGUGAAAAGUAGACACUCUAGCACUGUUACAAGAACAUAGGUAGUUUUUACACUUUUACAUAAGAAAAUACUUAGGCUGUUUAAAAAUAAAAUGCAAACCUCCCUCAAUUAUUUCAAUGAUCUCUUAUAAUAUC
Molecule: messenger RNA, 409 nt
Organism: Geodia barretti
Lineage: Eukaryota; Metazoa; Porifera; Demospongiae; Tetractinellida; Geodiidae
Source: the annotation of a GenBank genome assembly